ACAAAGAGGCAGGAGGAGGUGGGGCUGCAACACUAAACCUCGCUGGAAAAGGAGAGCUGCCAGGAUGAGUGUAACCAGGAGCAAUGGAAAAUGAGAAGGCAGAUUGACCUGCUCGAGAAGUGACGACCAGUGUGCCACCAGGAUACCAAGAGCUCCUCACACAAUGGACCGCUCCGUUGGUGUGGCUGGGAUUGUCGCCGCCGUGUGUCUGUCUCUGGUGCUUGUGGGAAUUUUCAUCUUCAUCAUAAUCAGCUGCUACAGAGCCAGAGGCUUGCCAAGAAGACCCAGCCUGUCAUUUGACUGGAAGUCAAUGUGCAACUUAAAGAACCUGGAUGUGGAAUUGGCCCCUCCAUUUUCUAUCAGUGGACGGAUGGAUGACAAUGAGGAGAUUCAAUACAGGUCCAUGGAGGAGGUGCCCGAUGGAGGUUACUUGUCAUGGCGAUAAUUCAGCAUUUUGGGCAUUUAGGACUGGGACAAAAUUGGCCUUAGCUCUACCUCUUUGGGAGACCUAAUGAUGCUGUCUUGGAAAAAUGAACAAAUGAUCUGAAUGUCCCUGGACUCCCAACAUGGAGAAAUUGUUCUGUCUCGACUCUUCCAUCACUACAAGUUCAAUGGACUAGUCUGCCCAACCUGAAGCCAGACCACCUUUGUGAAGACCAUUCCCACUAAAAAAGACUUGCCUUGUGCUCAUUGGCCACCAAGAUGGGGACAAUGGUAAAACUAUCCUGGGCCUCAAGAGUGGUGGCAAACUAGGAGAUGGUCAUGAUUACUGGACGCCAUAGCUCUUGUGACAGUUAUGGGGGUACAAAACCAUACCUCAUCUCUUAGUGACGAGACGUCAAUACAAUUAAGACUGUUAUGGCUACUUCUGGACACUGUGAUUUGCUUUUCUACUUUCUUCAUUCCAGUUCUAGGUGAGGGUCUACUGGAUUGGCCUGUGCCUGGGAUGUCCCACUGCCAUCAUGUCAGCCUACUGCUGCCCUGCAUUGUGUCUUACCACUUUGUUUUCUGGUUCAGAGAGAUGUUAUUGCACAAAAGCUCUGCUGGGGAGAAAAAACAUGAUUGUGAAAAAGUAUAUACCCCCAUGGAAGCUGUUGAGUGUUUGAGCCUAUCUAGAUUGUGUGAACACUAGAGGGCACUGUUGCUCCUCAAAUCCAACAGACAGCCACUGAAGACACAAGUUAAAAGCACCAAGAUAUGUUUUAUUCCUACUUUAAAUUCUUCACAGUGCUCUUCACCACCACAGUCACAAGUAAAUAGGCAACACUGCUCACAAUUA
Molecule: messenger RNA, 1279 nt
Organism: Erpetoichthys calabaricus (reedfish)
Lineage: Eukaryota; Metazoa; Chordata; Cladistia; Polypteriformes; Polypteridae
Product: small integral membrane protein 35-like
Exons: 5
Coding region: 164-445 (93 amino acids)
Source: RefSeq, a predicted model, not a curated record